Molecule: messenger RNA, 1468 nt
Organism: Salvia miltiorrhiza (redroot sage)
Lineage: Eukaryota; Viridiplantae; Streptophyta; Magnoliopsida; Lamiales; Lamiaceae
Product: GDSL esterase/lipase At1g09390-like
Exons: 5
Coding region: 180-1319 (379 amino acids)
Molecular function (GO): hydrolase activity, acting on ester bonds
Source: RefSeq, a predicted model, not a curated record
UUUAUUAUUCAUCAUUUUUCAUGAAUAAAUUUGUCCAUUAAAAUAAUGUAUUGAAAUAUAGUUGAAGCGCUAUGCAUGUUAAAGAUGACAUCAUCCCUCCAAAAACAGAGAAAAAAACAAGAGCGCAAAAGGCGAUAUAAGCGCAUAGCAAAGACUUGUGUAGACUCAAACCGACAAAUAUGGUGUCGUCUUCACUCUCCAUUUCUGCUCUCAGCUACGCCCCCCCUCUCUCCAGAUUCCUUUUCAUCCUCGCCAUCAUUUCAUUCUUAUUAUGCUUCCCACAUUUAGCUCACUCGUCUAGGCCUAGCUGCACAAAUCCUCCAAUCAUCUUCAACUUCGGUGAUUCCAACUCCGACACCGGCGGUCUCGUCGCCGGACUCGGUAUCCCCAUCCGCUUGCCCAAUGGCCGUGCUUUUUUUCGCCGAUCCACGGGUCGCCUCUCCGACGGACGCCUCCUCAUCGAUUUUCUCUGCCAAAGUCUAAAUGCAAGUUUUUUAAGCCCAUAUCUGGAUUCUCUAGGUUCCAGCUUUUCAAAUGGGGCAAACUUUGCUAUUGCAGGGUCCACCACACUACCCAAAAAUGUCCCAUUUGCAUUGAACAUUCAGGUCAUGCAGUUCAAGCGUUUUAAGGAUCGCUCAGUUGACCUUGCUAGCACAGGGGUCAAUGGUUUGAUAAGUUACGAUAAGUUUGGUGAUGCUUUAUACAUGAUUGAUAUUGGACAAAACGACAUUGCUCAUUCAUUUACUGAUGGCCUAUCCUAUGCACAAGUGGUAAAAAAGAUUCCUUCAGUAUUGGUGGAAAUCGAGAAUGCUGUUAAGGAAAUAUAUGAUGAAGGAGGCAGAAAAUUUUGGGUUCACAAUACUGGUCCUUUGGGCUGUUUACCCCAAAAACUUGCUUUAGCCCAAAAUGUCUCAGAAAAUCUAGAUUCCUUUGGAUGUAUUUCGAGUUAUAAUGCAGCUGCAAAGUUGUUCAAUGAAGGGCUGCGUCAUAUGUGCACAGGGUUAAGAUCAGAGAUGAAGGAUGCAAGCAUCGUGUAUGUUGAUGUAUUUGCCAUCAAGUUUGAUCUGAUAGCCAACUCGACCAAGUAUGGUUUCUCAAAUCCAGUGAUGGCGUGUUGUGGCGCAGGAGGGCCGCCAUACAACUACGAGAAAAGUGUGAGUUGUGGGUUUCCGGGGUAUCAAGUAUGUGAUGAAGGAAGUCGAUUUGUGAGCUGGGACGGUGUCCACUAUACUGAAGCAGCCAAUUCCAUUAUAGCCUCUAAGAUACUCUCCACAGAUUAUUCAACACCGCCUCUUGCCUUGGACUUCUUUUGUAAGUGAUUGUACAUACUACAUACUCUUAUUUGUAUGUGGCGUUUACUUUGGAGGAUUAGCCUUGAUACAUAAAAAUAGUUAUGCGAAUCCAUUGUUUACUUUGAUAGAUUGCAAGACCCUUGAUUAUUUCUAUCAUUCAAGUUAGUUUUGCUUGA